Messenger RNA from Verticillium dahliae VdLs.17, 183 nucleotides. RefSeq lists its product as uncharacterized. The record is from RefSeq and is a predicted model, not a curated record. Lineage: Eukaryota; Fungi; Ascomycota; Sordariomycetes; Glomerellales; Plectosphaerellaceae. The transcript has a single exon. Bases 1 to 183 code for a protein of 60 amino acids.
AUGGGUCGCGACGAUGUCAUCCUGCCGCGGGAAGUCGAGGCUCUGAUUGCCGAAGGCCAGACCAUUGUCGUUUUCGAGGAGUACGUGCUCCGCCUGGACUCGUGGCUCGAGCGUCAUCCCGGAGGGCGCCUGGCCAUCCUCCACAUGGUGGGAAGGGAUGCGACUGAUGAAAUCAAGGUGUAA